CGGGAUGGAGGCGAUGGCGCCUGCGCCCGGGUCCGCCCUUGGAAACGCGUCGGAAGCUGCGGAGCGGGCCUUGGUGACGCGUCCCGCGAAGCUCGAUGCCUCUGCCGGGACCAUGAAACUCACCCGCAAGGCGGUCCUGUCCCGGGCCAAGGCCACAGACCUCACAGGCGUCCGCAAGCUGAACUGCUGGGGCAGCCGCAUCACAGAUAUAUCCAUCUGCCGCGAGCUUCCCAACAUUGAAGUGAUCACGUUCAGCGUGAAUAACAUCUCCGACCUGGAGCCAAUGAACCAGUGCCAGCACCUCACUGAGCUGUAUCUCAGGAGGAACAGUAUCGCAAGCCUCCGCGAGCUCUUCCACUUAAAAAAGCUGUCCCACCUAAGAAUCCUCUGGCUGUCUGAGAACCCUUGCUGUGGCCCUGACCCUCAUCGUUAUCGGAUGACGGUGCUGCGGAACCUCCCCACUCUCCAGAAGCUUGAUAAUCAGAUGGUGACAGAGGAAGAACUGUCCCAUGCGCUGCUGGAAGGGGAGGAGAUAACGGCACCCCCAGCCAAAUCGGUCGUGGACAACUGUUGCCAAAACUCCACCACUGAGUCCAGUGUGACGGAGUCUACGGUGGAGAAUGAAAAUGAACUCCUGAACUUCAGCUUGGAGGAGACAAAUAAAAUCCGCGAGCAGCUUGGUAUGAAGCCUGUUGUUCCAAGAGAGAAGUUUUCCUCCUUCUCACCCAGGGAGAUGGAUGGGAACCGAAAGAAACGGAACAACAUCCUCAAUGCCAUCCUGCUACUCCUAGAAGAGGUGGAUUCAGAGGGACUAGAAGUUGUUCAUCAAACAGUUGGGAGCAAACUCCAAGCCUUCCAAAAGAGGGAACUCCAAGAGGACCGGUAGCAUUUCUCACGGAAAUUGUUUGGUGGAUCAUUGGAACGUGCAUCACCAGCCCUGGCUGCACCCUCUCCCUUGCUGCUGGGCUUUGUGUGGGGGAUGUGUGACCAAGUACAGGAAGAAACUACAUACAUCCCCUGUGCUUCAUGUGGUAGGACCUGGUUCUAUUGAUGAGCUUUCAUUGCAAUAGCAAUUUAUGUGCCUGCAUCUAUGCAAAUACUACCCAGCACACCACAAGGCCCACAACAGAGAGGGAGAACUAGUAUGCACAGAACUACAGCAGGUAGUUGUGACAUGGAGAAAAGGUGGGGCAUUUGUGGCCCCACCUCCUUCUGGUGCCUCCCAGUUAGAAGAAUCAUUUGUAGUCUUGCUUCAGAAGUGGCUCUGUCAGUCUAAGCCUGAGCUGCGGCUGGCUUCGUUAGCAUGAUGUCCUUACCUUGCAUCAUAAUGUUGGAGCAAAAAUAAACUUCAUGCCUCCAUCCUCAUACAGCAAGGAGCUUUUGACCUUGGCUGUAAGGUCAGAAUUUCACACACACACAAUCAUUGAACUUUUAAAUUUAGUGGCAAGUGUCUAGUUUUUCCCUACAACUUUCUCUUCUCUCCUACAUAGUGUUUUGGACUUGAUGAAAAGGCUGUCAUCUGCUGAAAAAAUAAAUUGAUAUAUUGUUUUCA
Messenger RNA from Elgaria multicarinata webbii, 1552 nucleotides. RefSeq names its product cilia and flagella associated protein 410 (gene CFAP410). The coding region runs from base 5 to 886 and encodes 293 amino acids. Gene Ontology annotation, biological process: mRNA splicing, via spliceosome; cytoskeleton organization. Gene Ontology annotation, molecular function: protein binding. The transcript has 7 exons. Gene Ontology annotation, cellular component: U4/U6 x U5 tri-snRNP complex. Lineage: Eukaryota; Metazoa; Chordata; Lepidosauria; Squamata; Anguidae. The record is from RefSeq and is a predicted model, not a curated record.